UCCUCUGAGGUAAUUAUUGAAAUAAAGUGUACUAGUAGGUAGUACAAAAAGAUAGUAAUGUGAUUUAAAAACGAUAAAAGUAAAAUAGUCCAUAUUUGCUAACAGUACAUUCGAAAGUAAAAUAUCAUUCCUGCAGGCCUAAUAACGAAUCCGUGCGCUUAUAACAAUUUUUUCGCAUAAAUUUCGCUUCGAUCGACGAGAUUGCACCUUACGCGCGCGCACGACGGAAAAUAAUUGAUCGCAAACUCGCCCAGUGGAAAGAAAAGUGGUCUAAUGUAAAUCAACUAGAAUACCAACACAUGUGAAGGCACCGGCAAAAAAAAAAUGCACACACGGACUUGCAGAAGCAAGCACCGUGACCGUGGAUAAAAAUCAUCGGCAGUGCAUUCGAAGACCCAUUGACGAACUAACCACCGAUGUAGGUGGAGCGGAUCAAGGAGUCGUGACCCACAAAUGGAUUGGUGACUUUAGUGCUGAAGUGUAGUGACAUUGGUUCAAAAUGACUGCCAUAUUGUUGAUCGCUUGUAUGGUGGUGGCGCAAGCGAGGGCCGGUAUAGUUGAGUUGAACUGCAGUGAUAAUGCAACGUGUAUUGAGCAUAUGGCGAGGGAGUUUGUGAGGAGCAUGAGACAGCAGAGGGCGGUGAAGGUGUUCGACGCGCUCACGAUCGAGCCGGUGGCGGUGAAGGGGCUGCGGCAAGCGAGGUCGAGGCAGGGAUUCCUGUCGAGGUUCCUGGAGAGUCACGCGUUCAGCUUCGACUGGAACGACUGGUCGUUUCGGUUGAACAAGCCUGAGGAGAGGAGCGGUGUCGUGGACUUGGAAGUUUACGAGAGCAGAACUGCUAAAGAUGUUUCGGAGCAAGUGCCGAAGAAAUCCAACAGCAAGGUCGAGGAAGAAGAGGAUAAAACUCCAAAACGAACCGGCCUAAAAAGACGACAAAAGAAGAAGGUACUACAGGCAGUCAUUCCACUAAUGUUCGGCAUGAAGUCAGCCGGCGCGGUCAUAUUUUCUAUGGCCCUGGUCACUGCACUCACACUGAAGGCCUACGUGGCUAGCAAGCUGGCCCUGAUGGUGACUGUUGGCAUGGCCAUUAAGAAGCUCUAUGAGACUUACGGUCAAGGCGUCGGUUUACAAAACCAUCCAUACCUUUACUCGCAAUACCCAAUCGAUUUCCCGAGCGCUUCAUCACAGCACACAUACUCCGUCCCAGGGAUGAAUGCCCAAUUCGGCCCGGAGAUGUACAAUCCAGCUUUAGCACCUCAUUCCCAUGAGCUGCUUCAGCAGAAUGAUGCAAGUGCACAGCAGUCUCAGCAACAGCCCACCUUACUCGUCAAUUCCACCAGGGCAUCAGAAAGAUGGGAUGGUAAGUCUAAACUGCUUCAAUUCAUCGAACCAAUCGUCGAUGGCUUCAAGAAUCUCAUUGAUCCCAUUGCUAACGUUUUCUACGAUGCCAUGCCAGCGACUUUCCGUGGUCUGACAUCCGACGUUUCCACGACGAAGAGCAUCGAAGAUGUGAAAGAAAAGGUUAAAAAACCUAGAGAAAUACUAGUGCCGCAACCAAGGAACAUCGCACAACGAAAGAUGACCUAUAGAAAAUCAUUGAGCCAAAGGCCUAAGAAAUAUAACGAACUGAAACUCGACUUAGACAAGAUGAAACAUAAUAAAGAUUUCCACGAUUAUGUUAAAACUAAAAAGUAUAAAUAUAACUAUCCUAACACAUAUUACUAUCCUAGAGUAAAAUAUUUUGUGAACCCUCACUCAUUUUAUAGCAAAACCAACAACACUAGAUUGAUCCCUUACAAGAAAGAUACUUUGAAUACUAACAUUGUCAAUAAUGAUGUGUUGUCUACUUUCAAUGAAUCUAGUGAAUGGAAACCUAUUAUUGUCGCUAAUUUAGAUACUAUUCCCAAUGAUAUUAAUCCUAUUACUGAAAUAACUCCACUAGUUCCUCUAAAAAGAAAAAGGACUCGAGUAAAACGAGAAGUCACUGAUUUAUACACAAACUCAUUUCGUAAUUCAAGCAUCGCUGUUGAAGGUAGGCAAUAUAACACAGCUAGGGGUUUUUUUGAUUAUAUAAGCAGUAUAUUUUCUAUGGAUUCGGUAUCACAACUUUUUAGAACGGAAACUAAAGGUCCACCACAGUAUUACACGAUAGCGUAUGAUGCUCUUAUGCUAACUCUUGAAGUAGUAGACGGCAUAAUGGGCGUAUCUGAUGACCUCGGCAAAUUUUACGUGCCACCAAAAAAAAAGCAAAAGAAGAAGCAUAAGAGAAAGAACGUAGAAACACAAGAUAAUCAGAACAGCCAAAAACGAUACACAAGAAACAUUUUCACUAAGCAUUAAACUCUACCGCAUUUUUAUUUCAUGUUAUUUUUAAAUGGUGGUGGUUUUACGCAUUUAAUGUUGCAUUUAUUUUUAUAAUAGGUACACGGGUAAUAAAGGUUUGUAAAUAUCAAUGAAAAUG
Messenger RNA from Cydia splendana, 2462 nucleotides. RefSeq lists its product as uncharacterized. NCBI's taxonomy places the organism in Eukaryota, Metazoa, Arthropoda, Insecta, Lepidoptera, Tortricidae. The transcript has 4 exons. The record is from RefSeq and is a predicted model, not a curated record. Gene Ontology annotation, cellular component: membrane. The coding region runs from base 500 to 2341 and encodes 613 amino acids.